Messenger RNA from Stylophora pistillata, 3742 nucleotides. RefSeq lists its product as uncharacterized. The record is from RefSeq and is a predicted model, not a curated record. NCBI's taxonomy places the organism in Eukaryota, Metazoa, Cnidaria, Anthozoa, Scleractinia, Pocilloporidae. Gene Ontology annotation, molecular function: protein binding; protein serine/threonine kinase activity; ATP binding. Gene Ontology annotation, biological process: protein phosphorylation.
GUCAUUGCCCCACCAGCACCAUCCCUACACCCCUUAUUACCAACUUUUUGCUCUCAAAACAUGCAAGUCCAGCUUUGAAGUUUUGGCGAUGGAAACAGCCUACAAGGUGCAUUGUGGCCGUGCUUUUUUCCUCAGCUGCAUCAGAGGCUUGGAAAGGGAGCGCAGGGGUCUGUGUUUUUGGCAGAAAACAAGCACGAUAAAGUCCUGUAUGUUUUGAAGAAGGUGAAUUGACUUUUUAACCAGACCUACUAGUUCAUUGAUUACAUUUAAUAGCAAGGGCGAAACAAGUUUCAUUGAUCCAGCCUGCAAAUUGUUUUUCUUCGUUAAGCUUUAUUCGGCCUAAGAAGCGAAAUCCAACUAGCGUGCUAAGCAGCAGCUCAAACUGCAAUAGCCGUGUAAGCUUAGAUUUGUGGAGUUGCUAAAAUGUCACAUACAUUCCACGGUAGUCGUUUUAAUUAGUUGCAGCAUUUUUCAAAGCAACUAUUUCCAUUUGCAAUGAACCAAGUAGUUUACUGAUAUAUGCUGUACUGAAGAAAUGGAAUUAGAUGGAAGAAAUGUUUAACAUCAGGAAAUAAUUCAAACAAAGUUCUCGUGAUGAGUAGACGAGUAGAACAUGUUGUUAUGCUAAAGAAUAAUGUGUAAAUAGAAUAAAAAAGAAAGUUAGACUUGUUAAAACAACAGGUAAAGCCUUUUGAACCUGAAUUUACAUUUAAGUUGAAACACAAAUUUUUUAGACGUUUUUAUAAUGUUAAUUUGGAGCUGAUCCUCAAAGAAUUUGUUUGUUAUUGAAUGCCAUCAAGUGGGCAGGCACAACAGUCCUUGUAACAAUUAAAUAUUCUUCCCUUCUGCAUUGCAGAUGAUGCGAGAGUAUGGUGUGAACAAAAAAAGUGGCACAUGAGCUAUGAACAACUGAGCCACUUCUGAUCUUUCUGCUUCUUGAAAUCUUGUGUUGCUCAAUCAUAAAACAAUCUUUGAAACAUUUAAAGGGAACAGAAACAGAAAAUUAGGGUUAAAGCAAUCUUGUGAUGAACCUACUGAGGGGAAUUUCUUUGAUGUAGCUUAAAAUGGAUAAACAGUAGUCUAGGAACUUUUGUCAUCAGCACUCUCUUGUAUUCGUUGACAUCUUGACAAAAAAGAAUGAAAAGAUUCACUCCAGACAAUUACUCAACCUCAGCAUUGGUGGCACCUCCUUUAUUUAAAACAAAUUCCUGAUUAAUCAAUAUUAAACUUAAGACUUGAUUUUAAAGAUAACUGUUCCUUAGAUGCUUGAGAAGUCAGUUGCCAGGUUUUUUUCUCUAUUGUCAUUAAUUUUGAUAGGUUGAAUGCAAUGAUGAAGGAGAGGCAAAUAAAGCAUUUCAUGAGGCUGUGGCCUUACAAGAACUUCAACAUCCACACAAGCACCCAUAUAUCUGUGGAUACAAAGAGUUUUUUGUAACAUGGGAUAAAGAGGAGGCAGCCAUGUUUGUAUGUAUUGUGAUGGAUUUUUACAAGAUGGGUGACUUAGAUAGGGCCCUGAAGCAAAAACGAGCUAAAGGAGAGUCCAUACCAGAACUUGUUAUAAAAAAGUGGUUUGGUCAAAUGGUUGAUGCACUGACCUGGGUUCAUACCAAGAGUAUGAUUCACAGGGAUCUAAAGCCAAGUAACAUUUUUCUUGCUGAGGAUGGAAGCAUUUCAGUUGGUGAUUUUGGUGUUUCAACCAUUAUGGAUGAUGCAAGGACUCGCACACGAACUACAGUAGGAACAAUGAACUGGAUGGCACCGGAGGUACUAGAGAAGCCAUAUGAUGAACGGAGUGAUGUCUGGUCACUUGGAUGCAUAGUUCUUGAAUUAGCCACUUGUGGCUUCUUGGAUCAAUCACAGAUAUCUUCCAAACUUUUUCAAAUCAAACACUCUCCUCAAGAACUAGACGAUGUACUCAAAGAAGUUGAGAAGGCAUACAAAACAAAAGACGCUAAAGAUCUCUGCCAAACUAUUCGAAUUAUGCUGAGAAGAAAUUUCCAACAAAGACCUACCAUGAAGGAACUGGCUGAGCUGCCCUAUGUUAAAGGUUGUAUUGCACUAUCCAGUAAACAACCAAAAGGAACGGGGGCUGCCUCUAAAGGAGCAAGGAAAGAUGCUGCAAAACCAGUACCUAAAGAUAAGGGUGUGGCAGGUGUUCUUGAUUACAUGAAGAAAAACAAAGACAGUGUAGCUUGUCAGGUACAAGCUUUGAAACACCUCGAACAAAUUACAAGGAAACAAGAUGUGUCUUUGAAUAAAAAAGCAAAGCAGCAAAUUGCAGAAACCAUGACAAAUGAAAACAAAAAACAAGAUCCAUCCAAAGAUGUUCACCUUCAGGCCUUAAAGAUAUUUAUUAAUCUUUUUCCACAUGCCGAUGAUAAUGACGUCAUGUUUACAGAGGAAAUAAUUCGGCCUAUUCUUAAAGCAAUGAAGUCCCACAUAACUUCAUCUGAGCUCCAGGCUUGUGGUUGUCAGUUACUUAUGGCCCUUUCAGCGGAGGAGGCGGCAGGUGAAAUAAUCGGUCGUUGUGGAGGAGUGCAGGACUUGUUAUCAGCGUUGCGAGCUUUCCCUGACAACAAAAGCAUUGCUUCCAACUGCUGUGGUGCUCUGUGGAGUCUGGCUGUCAGUGAGGACAAUUGCAAGAUAGUGUCUGAGGAACGGGGUCUUGAAGACAUUGUCCUCGCCAUGGGAAGACAUAACACAGAUGUUGAUUUGGUGGAAGCUGCGUGCUCUGCUCUUUGGUCUCUUUCAAUGGAAGAGGUCAAUUUAGAACUUAUGGAGGACCUUAAUGUUAUUGACCUGAUUGUGGAUGCCAUUAAAAUGCACAAAAAGGAGCCUAAAGUCAUUAAAAAUGCUUGCAUGGCAUUAGCAAGUAUUGUGGAGGCUCGAGAGGUCUGUGCGUAUCAGUUGUUGAAGAUUGAAGGAUUGGAGAGCAUCAUAGCUGCCUACAAUAACCUCAAAACCAACGACGAAGUAGUGGAGAACAUCUGUGUCCUUUUUUCUGAGCUGGUAGAAUAUGACGACAUCAAAGACGAAAUGAAACUGAAUGCUAAUAUUACUAAAUUGCUGUCUGAAGCUAAAUCCAAUUUCUCAGAUGAUGAACACGAGGACUUACUGAUGGCCGCAGCAGGUGCUUUAGCCAUGUUAGGAGGAGGUCAGCGGGGGGAUCGACGAAACAGUUCUGCAAGGUCCAGACCCAGAAGUGCGGCUAGGAAAUGCUGAUGAUGGAUACUUUGUCACGCAACGUAUCUUUUUCACUACACCGUGGGCCAGUAGAGAGGAGGAGCGGUGGAGAUUGAUAUUUUGAGGGCUUUGAAGGACUGAUGAAUAACAUCUUUUCAUCCUGAAUUUGAUUUUGCGUCGUGGGGAUAACUUUGCCGUUUGGUUGCCGUUGUGUUUUCUUCUAUUUUGUUUUUCAAUCUGCUGUAACGCAUACAAGUCACGCUUCAAAUUAAUCGCAUCUUUAGCAUACCCCAAUUUUAUCGACGAGUUUUAACCGUUAGUUAUAUCGUACUAUUUAUCAAAUAUAUGUAAAUAUCAGCUUUCAAUCCAUUGGAAUCGGACACGUCUGGUGUGAGAGUUCUUUAAAAGGUGUAAUUCAUCAGGAAUCAAGUUGUACACUUGUGAAUAGUUUAACCAUCGCACUACGAGCUGAAUCAAAUUUAUACAGUGCUUUUUCUUUUUUUUUUUAUAUCAUGAUUCUAAACAUAUGAAGAUUAAACGAUCUACAGUUCUUAACCUG